AUGACACGUUUAAAGGCUUCCUCUGCAAAGCGCCACCGUCACCGUGCAAAGACCGCAAAGGACCCCAUCACUGCCGUUGCUGAUUCAGUCGCCCAUAGAGCCGAGGAAGCAAAGGACCAUGGGAGCUCCAUAUUCCAGCUGGUCAUCUGUGUUGGUGGCAUCUAUGCUUCAUUCUUGACCUGGGCCCUCUUGCAGGAGAGGAUAACCACCACUCCCUAUGGCGCAGACAAGAAGAUCUUUCGCGCGUCGCUCGUCCUCAAUACCGUCCAAUCGAUCUUCGCGGCGUUUACCGGAUACAUAUAUUUCCGCUACUCCAACGCUGGUUCCACCACUGCGCGAGUGUUCCCCAAUCUCUCAAUCUCACUUAGGCUUCUCCUCGUAUCCGUAACCCAAUCGCUCGCCUCGCCCUUUGGCUAUGCGUCGCUCAGACACAUCGACUACAUCACCUAUAUCCUUGCAAAGUCAUGCAAGCUCCUCCCCGUCAUGUUCCUGCACGUCACCCUCUUCAGGCGCAAGUAUCCGCUCUACAAGUACGUUGUCGUCAUGCUUGUCACUGCCGGUGUUGCCGUCUUUACCCUGUACCCCAGCAGCCCCAAGAAGAUGAAGAAGUCCUCUACCUCCGAGUCGGAGAAGAACGUCCUCUGGGGAAUGUUCUUGCUUGGUGUCAACCUUCUCUUUGAUGGUCUCACAAACACCAUCCAGGAUGACAUCUUUGCGCGCACUCCUAAGGGUGUCGUGAGUGGGCCGCAGAUGAUGACUGCGCUCAACACGCUUUCAUCCGUCAUGACCCUCAGCUACCUUGCGCUGAACCCGUGGAGCAAUGAGUUGGCCGACGCACUCGCAUUCGUCCAGGAGCAUCCUAAGAUUGUCAUGGAUAUCCUUGGAUUCGCUAUCUGCGGUGGUCUCGGCCAGGUGUUCAUCUUCCACACUCUCUCCAAGUUCGGCUCUCUUGUCCUCGUGACUGUCACCGUUACCCGAAAGAUGCUGUCAAUGAUCUUCUCCGUGUUUGCGUUUGGACAUAGUCUCUCCAGUAUGCAAUGGCUCGGUGUUGGUCUCGUCUUUGGCGGUGUUGGCGCGGAGGCGGAGAUGAAGAGGCAGAGCGAGGUUGCCAAGAAGAAGGCAAAGUUGGAGAAUGAACACGCAAAGAAGCAGUAG
Morchella sextelata is the source of this 1155-nucleotide messenger RNA. RefSeq lists its product as uncharacterized. Gene Ontology annotation, cellular component: Golgi membrane; endoplasmic reticulum membrane. The coding region runs from base 1 to 1155 and encodes 384 amino acids. The record is from RefSeq and is a predicted model, not a curated record. Gene Ontology annotation, molecular function: UDP-galactose transmembrane transporter activity; UDP-glucose transmembrane transporter activity. The transcript is spliced from 3 exons. Gene Ontology annotation, biological process: UDP-galactose transmembrane transport. NCBI's taxonomy places the organism in Eukaryota, Fungi, Ascomycota, Pezizomycetes, Pezizales, Morchellaceae.